UGUCAAUCGAAAUUUUUUAUCACUCCGAAAUGGCCGCUGCAGCUCUUCUCCAGUUCCUCCUCCCCUCUCUGUCUCUCUUCCUCUUCAGUAUUCUUCUCAUUUUUCAUUGUCGGCGCCAAAACCACCGCCGUCUACCGCCCAGUCCCCCUUCCUUUUUGAUUUUAGGCCACCUCCACCUCCUCAACCCGUCGAUCCACCGCCCUCUCGCCGCCAUCUCCGCCGCCCACGGCCCCGUCAUUCUCCUGCGCUUCGGUUCCCGCACUGUCCUCCUCGUGUCCUCUCCGUCCGCCGUCGAAGAGUGCUUCACCGUCCACGACGUCGCCUUCGCGAACCGCCCCCACUUCCUCGCCGGCAAGAUCCUCGGAUACGACUUCACCCGACAACCUACGUUAAUCGUCAGGGAGAUGGUGAGCGAGGGACUACAGUUGAGCGCGGCGACCGUGAACGCAGGGGACGACAUGCCGGAGUUUAUGAGAGUGGCAUGGCGCGGGUUGGAGAAAAGGCUAAUGAGGCUUCGGAGGAGGAGGGAUGAGUUUUGGGGAAAACUCAUAGUGCUGCACCGAGAGAGACGACAGAGCGAGGAUAAUGGCAGCGGCGGCGUGGAUGGGGAAGGAAGGGAGACACUGAUGGACGUUAUGUUGUCGCUGCAGAACAGCGAUCCGGAACGCUACACGGAUGACAUCAUCAAGGGCCUGAUGACGACAAUGUUUUCAGCAGGAACAGACUCCUCCGCCAGCACAACAGAGUGGACAAUGAGCUUGUUGUUAAACCAUCCUCACGUUCUGGAGAAGGCCGCCACCGAGCUCGACACGACGGUCGGCCACGAGCGGUCGGUCUCCAAAGACGACCUCCCCAACCUCAUCUACUCGAACUCCAUCAUCCACGAGACUCUGCGAUUGUACCCCACCGUCCCUCUCCUCGCGCCUCACGAAACUUCCAAAGACUGCACCGUCGCGGGAUUCGAUGUCUUCGCCGGCACCAUGCUGCUCGUCAACGCGUGGGCUAUCCACAGGGAUGUCGGCCUCUGGGACGAGCCCGAGAAGUUCAAGUCGGAGAGGUUCAUGGCGGGGGAGGCGGCGGAGGGAUACAAGUUCAUGCCGUUUGGGAUGGGGCGACGGCGGUGCCUCGGCGUGGGUCUGGCUAUCCGAAUGGUGGCACUGAUGCUGGCGACGUUCGUCCAGUGCUUUGAGUGGGAGAAAGUGUCGCCGGAGGAGGUGGACAUGAGGGAGGGGCCAGGACUGUCCAUGCCCAAGGCGACGCCAUUGGAGGCGUUGUACAAGCCACGCCAGAGCAUGGUGUCACUCCUUUCGCAGCUGUGAGCUUAUGUACCAGAGG
Molecule: messenger RNA, 1335 nt
Organism: Zingiber officinale
Lineage: Eukaryota; Viridiplantae; Streptophyta; Magnoliopsida; Zingiberales; Zingiberaceae
Product: cytochrome P450 81C13-like
Exons: 3
Coding region: 30-1319 (429 amino acids)
Molecular function (GO): oxidoreductase activity, acting on paired donors, with incorporation or reduction of molecular oxygen; iron ion binding; monooxygenase activity
Source: RefSeq, a predicted model, not a curated record